GCAAACUCAAACCAACAACACUUCCAUUGGCGCGCGUUUUGUAAUAGAAUCUUGUCGCACUGUGAAAGAAAAUAUUUUCUAUCAAUAAUUUCGUUUGUGUUGUGAUAACGUAGCGCAGUGCACUGCGCGCUAGAAAUUAUUCGUAUCUAGUAUUGGUGAUAUACCGGCCGGCUUUUGUGGAAUUUGGUACAUAAUUCUCAAACAAUCAGUUAAUUUUAACGUUAUCGCAGCUCGUAAGCUCGUAGCAGAAGUCGUAAAUUUAUGUCGCCGGUGUAAAAUAUGUCUCGACUAAGCAUUGUGAUAUUCGGCGCGACGGGCUUCACAGGCAAGCAUGCAGUAGCGGAACUUGCGCGCUUGAGCAAGGCCGACAGCGGCCUCACGUGGGGCGUGGCCGGCAGAGCACGGAGCAAGCUGCAGAACGUUCUAGAUGAAGCCGCCAAGUCCACCGGUAUCGAUUUGUCAUCUGUGAAGAUCAUAGUAGCGGACGUGUCGGACGAGAAGUCGCUACAGGAGAUGUGCGCGCAGACGCGCGUGCUGGUGAACUGCUGCGGACCGUACCGCCACUACGGCGAGCCGGUGGUGCGGGCCGCCAUCGACGCCAAGGCGCACUACGUGGACGUCAGCGGGGAGCCGCAGUUCAUGGAGACGAUGCAGCUGGAGUACGGCGCGCAGGCGCGCGACGCGGGCGUGUACGUGGUGAGCGCGUGCGGGUUCGACAGCAUCCCCAACGACUUGGGCGUCAUCUUCCUGCAGCAGAACUUCGGAGGCACUUUGAACUCGGUGGAGUCGUACCUGUCGUGCCGCGCGCCGGCCAACACCGGCUCUAGCGUCAUCAACUACGGCACCUUUGAGUCUGCCGUCUAUGGUAUGGCGCACCACGGAGACCUGACGGCUCUGAGGAAGAAGAUGUAUCCCGAGAGACUGCCCACCUUCAAGCCCAAGUUGAAGCCCAGGUCCAUCGUCCACGCGCGUGAGGACGGCUGGUGCCUGCCGUUCCCCGGCGCCGACAGCUCCGUGGUGUACCGCACGCAGCGCCAGCUGUACGAACACGAACACAUUCGCCCCGCGCAGAUCAAGACCUACGUCAAGAUCCCCUCGCUCCUCACCACCCUCGGCGUGGCUCUCUGCGCCACCCUGCUCUACCUCAUGUCCAAGACCAGCCUCACCAGGCAGCUCCUGCUGAGCUACCCGCACAUCUUCUCCCUGGGCGCGGUGGUGAAGGACCAGGGCCCGAGCGAGGAGGUGACCAACAACACCACCUUCAAGUUCGAGCUGUUCGGCGAGGGUUGGGAGGCGGGAGCUGAUGUGAACGCUACUCCGCCCAAUAAGAAGGUUAAGGUUCAGGUGUCGGGAGUGAACCCCGGCUACGGCGCCACCGUGGUCGCGCUGCUGUGGGCCGCGCUCACCAUCCUGCGGGAGACGGACAACAUGCCCAAACAGUAACCCGGCGUGAUGACCACAGGAGUCGCGUUCCGAAACACGAAUCUUAUACAACGCUUGUGCGAGAAUAACUUGAAGUUUGAAAUCGUUAAUAAUAACAAAUAAAUACUUACUAGAAACAAUAUAUUCGCCUAAUAAAUAACGUUUUUUGUGUAAGUACCUACUUGUGGCGAGUAUUGAUAAGAGAUAUUAUGAGGAAGGAGGGAUUUAAUUUACCCGAACCCGGCAGAUCAAUUCAAACACAGUUAGGUUCCGCUCAAAUUGACAUUGUCUAAGAUCCCGUAUAAUAACGAUGACCCUCACCGAUCUGGUUAGUGGGUUGCGGGGGGAAAAGUAUUUUGUAUCGAAUUAAAUAUGUCAAUAAAUAUAAUUGCUAAUGGAUUGGCUAAAAAUAUCCAGUCAAGGAAAUGGAUAAUGGAUUGUCUUAACACGAAGAUCAUAAUUGAUAUGCCCGCGAGCGCCCGCUAGUUUUGUAUUUGGAGACCGCGCCCGCUGCCGCGCCCGCUACCGCUCCCGCCACCGCGUCCGCUACCGCGCCCGCCACCGCGCCCGCCACCUCGCCCGCCACUCAACAUGAACAAGCUCUUAAAGAUUUGCCAUAAGAGAGACUUGUAUUCCCAAUUUGUAUACCAUGUCAAGUUGUUAUAGUAAGUACUCUAGCAUAGAGUACAAAUUAAUACAACACUACGCGUAUUAUUUAUGUCACAAUGUUCUUACUUAGUUUUCUAAAUGCCUGAAAGUUUCUAUGGAGCGCACAUUUUAUGUAACAGCCUAAGUAGGUAGGCCUAUAAAUAUUUUAGUAAAAUAAAUGUUUGUAAAAUAAAA
Molecule: messenger RNA, 2265 nt
Organism: Bicyclus anynana (squinting bush brown)
Lineage: Eukaryota; Metazoa; Arthropoda; Insecta; Lepidoptera; Nymphalidae
Product: saccharopine dehydrogenase-like oxidoreductase
Exons: 9
Biological process (GO): glycolipid biosynthetic process
Cellular component (GO): mitochondrion; plasma membrane; lipid droplet
Source: RefSeq, a predicted model, not a curated record